CUUUAAAAAAAAUUAGCCUAGCACGUCUUGUGGACCAGCAUGGUAGAGUCACCUGGGACUCUGAGGUGAGGAUGGAAGACUUUGCAGAUAAUGAAAAAGAACUCUGUUUGCACACGUUGGAGAGGCCGAAAAACAGCUUUAUCCCACUUGGGUUUAAGUGAAUUGGCAUUGGGGAAGAUUCCACUGAUUCGCCGAAUCUCUUCUCUUUAGUGACUGCAGCAGCCGCAGCGGCAGCACCUCAGUCCCUGAGCCCAUCGUGGGCUGAAAGCAUUGCUGGCUGUCCAUGCUCCUGGAGGAAGUGUGCAGAUGGGAUUAACGUCCACAUGGAGAUAUGGAAGAGGACCGGGGAUUGGCACUGUAACCAUGGUCAACUGGGGUCGCUUCGUCUGCCUGGUCGUUGUCACCAUGGCAACCUUGUCCCUGGCCCGUCCCUCAUUCAAUUUAGUUGAGGAUACCACCGUGGAGCCGGAAGAGCCACCAACCAAAUACCAAAUCUCUCAACCAGAAGUGUACGUGGCUGCGCCAGGGGAGUCGCUAGAGUUGCGCUGCCUGUUGAAAGAUGCCGCCAUGAUCAGUUGGACUAAGGAUGGGGUACACUUGGGGCCCAACAAUAGGACAGUGCUUAUUGGGGAAUACUUGCAGAUAAAAGGUGCCACGCCUAGAGACUCCGGCCUCUAUGCUUGUUCUGCUACUAGGACUGUAGACAGUGAAACUUGGUACUUCAUGGUGAAUGUCACAGAUGCCAUCUCAUCUGGAGAUGAUGAGGACGACACCGAUGGCACUGAAGAUUUUGUCAGUGAGAGCAGUAACAACAAGAGGGCACCAUACUGGACCAACACAGAGAAGAUGGAAAAGCGGCUUCAUGCCGUCCCAGCAGCCAACACUGUCAAGUUUCGCUGCCCAGCUGGGGGGAAUCCAACACCAACCAUGAGGUGGCUGAAAAAUGGAAAGGAAUUUAAGCAGGAGCAUCGCAUUGGCGGCUACAAG
Carlito syrichta (Philippine tarsier) is the source of this 987-nucleotide messenger RNA. Its product is annotated as fibroblast growth factor receptor 2-like. NCBI's taxonomy places the organism in Eukaryota, Metazoa, Chordata, Mammalia, Primates, Tarsiidae. The record is from RefSeq and is a predicted model, not a curated record. The annotation marks the transcript as partial. Gene Ontology annotation, cellular component: plasma membrane. Gene Ontology annotation, molecular function: fibroblast growth factor binding; fibroblast growth factor receptor activity. The transcript has 4 exons.